CGUGACGUCAUGCGCCGCCCCCCCAGCUUGAAAAGGCGUGGAGCGGCGGCGGCGGCCAGCCUUGAGCACUGAGAUUAAAAGGCGAGACAUGGGGUUCUGGGUUUUCUUCUUCUUCCCCAAGUUUUAAAGUGACUCCAGCGAGGUAGCGUCUUGGGGAAAGCAAGGCAGGAUUAAAGCAAGCAAGCAAGCAAGCAAGCAAGCAAGCAAGCAAGCGUGCCUGCGUGUUGGGGCGGAAAGCCUACAACAAAAAAGCCGCCGAGUAAAAGUGUCUUUACCUGGAAGUAUAGAAGACGCCCAGGUAAAACAGGAACUGAGACGCCUCAUUUCGCGAAAGUGAGCCUGGCUUGCUUGAAUACCAAGCAUGCGGGGCGCUGUAGCAACCGGGCGUGAAAGUCGGACAAAGAAAUGAAGACAACCAGAAGACGCAAAGUUGUGUGUUUUUUUUUUUCUUCAUCCAGUUGCUAGUACUUCGUACUUCCUGAGAACACCGCGGAGUGCCUUGGAAGUAUGACGCGAUUGAAACUGAUUGAUUUCGCAACUCCGAGGUGAUAUCACGGCAAAAUCAAACGGCAACUGUAUGUAUUUGUGUGUGUGUGUAGUGGGAAAGAUAUCGAUCUUUGGAUUAUUUAUGUAGACAUGUACCGACAGAAAGUUUUUCAAGCAGGGCUACGGUAACUUAAACUGGAAGCUCUCCGAAAAGCCCCGGAAAACUGAGAUGUUGUUCUAUUAAAGACCCGACACUAACCUACAAAGCUCCGUGCUACCAGAAACUUUUCGUCUCACGAAGGCGAUGAAGCCGAGAAGCUAAUUCGCGAAGGAAAAAAGGGGAACGUGUAACAGGCUUGAAAAAUCGCCAUAAAACCCUGCCAGUUCUCUUUGACCAGCAGAUUUAAACGUCCUAACUCGAGAACAUCAUCGUCCUUUUAAAAAAAAAUGCUCUCAGCCCUCAUGAGGAGAUGGUUUUGCCGGCCAAAGAGGUCAGACCGGAGGCCGCUGGCCCAGUUCUACUUUGCUGAUGAGGACUUGACCCGUGUCACAGCAGAGCUGAAUGGCAUCGACCUGCGGAAGGACCCCCAGAAGUACCUGGUGCUGCUCAACCAGCUCCGUAUUAGCCAGGAUCGCGUGCUGCGAGCCGUCGAGCUGGUGAUGGAGGACUGCAUCUCGGCGCAGAGACAGAGCCGCGACUACCACGUCAAGUUUCCCGACGAGAUCCUUCACGAGAACCUGGGCGUGCAGCUGUGGUUCGCGGCGGAGUGCCUGCUGGUGGGCUCCUUCCUGGAGGUGCGCGAGUCGGAGGGGCUGCUGUUGCGCCCCCUGGCGGGGCAGCUCCUGUGCUGCCUGGAGGACGCCAGGCUGCGGAUGAGGGAGCAGUGCCUGAGCGACCCGCGCGGCUACUCCCCCCGGCUCCGGGAGGCCCUGCUGCAGUACGACCGCGUCUUCGCCCAGUUCGAGCUCAGCUAUAUUUCCAUGGUGAUUCCAGUGAAGUCGGCAGAGGAACUACAGAGGCAGCAGGAGAUCGUGGUGCUGUUCUGCGAGACUGUGGAGAGAGCAUUGAAACUGGGGUACUUAAGCCAGGAGCUGAUUGAUGGCUAUGAACCACUGGUGAUGUUCACCAUCCCCAGACUGGCCAUAAUUUGUGGCCUGCUGAUCUUCCCAGAUGGCCCAUUGAACCUCCAGCAUGGACCAGAGGGCAUGUCUAGCCUCUUCAGCCCUUUCUACUCCCUCCUGCUGAAAAUCAGGGAUCUGCUGCGGGUCCUGACCAAGGAGGAGCUCGAUGUCCUGGAAAGAAACCUGUGUGCUGCCGAGUCCAGCGACUUCCUGUGUUCUUCAGCCUCUACUACUGGAGGACAAGGGUCCCUCCCUGGCACUGACCCCACUGUUGACUCCAGGCCAGUGGAGGAUGCGCCGUCUGUGCCUGGGUCUCGCCAGGCACCUGCCACGUAUCCCAGCCACCCCUGCUCCUCCACAGCACCCCCACCUUGCUGCAGCGACACUGGCGUUUGGCCCGAGCAUCCUCGCUGCCCCACUCCGGACCAGGAGGCCGUGGGAUGUGACAGACGGUCCCCCGUUUCCCAUGAGAAAUGGGGCGCCACCUUCCCCGGGGCCGCGUGCGCGCUCUGCAGCUCGGGGUUCCAAGAGCAGGGGCGGUGCCAGCCGGCGGAAGCCGGGGAGAGCGGGCCUGCUCAUGUGCCGGAUUCGGGUCCGCAGGGCUCUGGGGACCAGGCGGGGCGGACUGCUGGUCGGGCCGCCGCUGGAUUGUGUUCCCAUCGCUCCCCCUAUCCCAGCAGCCCUGGCGCGGACACCGAGGCGGAAGCCAGGGAGCGCAAGUGGAGGCGCAGAGUGAUGGUGCACAGUUGGCAUUCUGGGCAGCCGUUUCCGGCUGUGGCGGCCAGGCGCCCCUUCGGAGACGGCAGAAGGAUUGGCAGCGAGCAGGAGAACCAGACCAGCCAAGCGGGCGUCUACGAUGAGAGAGUGGACCUCCGUGCUCGGUACAGCUGCAGCAACGACCUGAUACACAGACUGUUUGUGUGCAUCUCAGGGGUUGCAGACCAGCUCCAGACGAACUUUGCCAGCGAUAUGCGAGCAAUUUUGAAGUGCGUCUUUGAGCUGAUCGUCUCCCAGGACGAAGUGUGGGAUGGCUCUGUCCCGCCUCACACAGAGGGAGAGGAGGAAGACCAGCAGCUGGAGGAAGGUCCCGAUCCUGGCCCAGAGGAAUGUGAAUUGUGUGACGAUCUGAACGCCGGAGUUUCAGACAUGGGCAAUAUAGGAGGACCGCCCGUCUGGGUGCCCGACAGCGCCUGUGACCACUGCACAGCCUGCCAGGCCCCGUUCACCAUCCUGCGCCGGCGGCACCACUGCCGGAGCUGUGGGAAGAUCUUCUGUGCGCGCUGCUCCCCCCACGAGGCCCCGCUGCCUCGCUUCGGACAGAUGAAGCCGGUGCGCGUGUGCAACCACUGCUACGAUUUCCACAUCGUGGGAGAAACCACGCCGCUUUGAGAGGAGUGGACGGAAAACGGACUUGAUUUGGGUGGGGUGGGGGUGAUCUGGAGGGUUUGGUUCUGUGGGGGGGGAAAAGCUGGGUGUUCGGUAGUGUGCUUGGCCAAUGACUGCAGACUGAGUCACAACUAAUCUUUUUUUUUUUCUGUAUACUCUCUACAGAAUUUUAAGUUAGCCUUUGUAUGUAUUUCCCUUAGAUUUUCCCAAGAGUUUUGUAGAUCUGUAGUUCCUAAGGCUCCUGUGGCUAUCACUGUUCCAGAAAUGCAUCUGCUCUUCAGCAAGAAAGGUUAUUUUUCUCCUAGCUCUGCACAUUGUGAAAUUCUGGAUUUAUACUUUCAAGUAUUGAGAGAAACCCCUUUUGCACCAUGAUGUAGUAAUUUCAGGGAAUUCCUAGUUAAGUUGCAAACUUCAUUAAAACGUGAAAAUUGUAUUUAAUUACAUAAUGGGUAGAAUUUUUUUUAAAAUGUUUUUGUAAAAAAAAGUCUAAUGGAGUUCC
Lepisosteus oculatus (spotted gar) is the source of this 3493-nucleotide messenger RNA. RefSeq names its product lateral signaling target protein 2 homolog. Gene Ontology annotation, molecular function: metal ion binding. Gene Ontology annotation, biological process: negative regulation of epidermal growth factor-activated receptor activity. NCBI's taxonomy places the organism in Eukaryota, Metazoa, Chordata, Actinopteri, Semionotiformes, Lepisosteidae. Gene Ontology annotation, cellular component: early endosome membrane. The record is from RefSeq and is a predicted model, not a curated record.